Molecule: messenger RNA, 1170 nt
Organism: Didymodactylos carnosus
Lineage: Eukaryota; Metazoa; Rotifera; Eurotatoria; Philodinida; Philodinidae
Source: the annotation of a GenBank genome assembly
AUGUCAACCGUAUCAAUUAAUUUCACAAUUUCAUCUAUAUUAUUGUCCAGUAAGACUGGAAUUUCGUCAACUACAGUAGCUGCAUUAGCUAAUAAAACAGGAUUGUCCAGUUUACUAAACACAACGGUAGCUAGGGGCACAUUGAAUAGUUCUGCAUGUCGAGAAAAAUACAAUAAUUAUACGUGCUAUUUAGCCGCUAUCAUCUAUUACAUUGCUUAUAUUUUUGUUGCAUUAGCAUUUUUACCACAAAUAGUGGAUAUAUUUCGUUAUCGUUCACGAACAAUAAUGGGUAUCAGUUAUAUGUGGAUAAUUGCUCGUAUAUUGGCAUUUAUACCAUUGAUUAUUGUUCAUUCAUUUCAACUAAUAUCAUUUUUUGAAAUGUGUGCUCUACUAACGACAUUAACGAUUUUUAUUCAAAUUAUUUUAUUUGCUGAUAAUUUACAUCGACGAUUAAAAGUGAUACUUGUGGUUGUUAGUGUUGUUACGUGGUCAACAUUUACAACAAUUAUGUUUGCCUUACGCUCUCAUACAUCGUUAUUACUUGGAAUUGCAUUCACAAUAUUAUCCGUACAUAUGCUUCCACAGAUUUUAUUAAAUUCAUUGUUAAGAACAGCUAAAUCAUUAUCAAAAUUUGCUGUACUAUUUUUGGCAUUAAGUUACUCGUUAUUUUUUGCCAGUUAUUAUGUAACAACCGAUUAUGUAGGCUAUUUAAUAAGUAGUUAUUAUACAUUAACAUUUUUCUGGAUUCUAUGGUUACAAGGCAUCAUUUUUCCUGAUCAAUAUAUUCAUCAAAUAUCACGUUCGGCACAUACCGUUCUUACACCAGGUAUUGAUAUUUAUACUGGUUUGGAUGCAAAUCCUCGUGGCUAUGAACCACAAAUGUUUUCAAUCGAAGAUAUGGAACCAAUUGAUGGCAAUGUAGUUUAUCAACCAAUGACAUCUAAAGAAAAUCUACUACCGGAAACAAAAUUAACACGUUUCGUUUGGUAUUCAACGGUUGGUUCAAUAUUUUUAAUUCUGGUUAUAUUGACUGUAAUGUUAAUUUAUCAUGUAUGGAAAGUAUGGGUUAUUAUUGUGCCAUUAUCUAUUCCAGUUGUUGUUGGAUUAUUUCACAUAAUAAGAACAAGAGCGAGCGUUUUACAACUUGAAUAUCUUAGAAAAAUUCUUUAA